Callorhinchus milii (elephant shark) is the source of this 3977-nucleotide messenger RNA. It is a transcript of the gene znf804a, whose product is annotated as zinc finger protein 804A. Bases 53 to 3871 code for a protein of 1272 amino acids. The transcript has 4 exons. The record is from RefSeq and is a predicted model, not a curated record. Gene Ontology annotation, cellular component: nucleus. NCBI's taxonomy places the organism in Eukaryota, Metazoa, Chordata, Chondrichthyes, Chimaeriformes, Callorhinchidae.
GUGUGUGGUGUGUGUGCUGUGUGUGUGUUGCACUUGGGAGCUACAGCACCAUAUGGCGUGUUACUAUAUUGUCAUCAGCUCCACACACCUUAGCAAUGGCCAUUUCAGAAACAUCAAGGGAGUUUUCCGGGGACCACUCUGCAAGAAUGGAAACAAGGCACUGGACUACGCCGAAAAAGAGAAAGCAAUAGCAAAGGCAUUGGAGGAUCUGAAGGCCAACUUCUAUUGUGAAUUGUGUGACAAACAGUAUUACAAACAUCAAGAGUUCGAUAACCAUAUAAAUUCCUAUGAUCAUGCACACAAGCAGAGGCUGAAAGAGCUCAAGCAGAGAGAAUUUGCCCGGAACGUAGCUUCUAAGUCAAGAAAAGAUGAAAAGAAACAGGAAAAAGCUCUUAAACGUUUAUAUGAACUAGCCGAACUCAGGAAGCAAGUUGGAUGUGCCCCAGGGAGUGGUCCGAUGUUCAAGUCCACAACUGUUGCUGUUGCGAACGCCUCGAGGGAAAAUCAGCGGCGUGCCAGCAUGGAUCCUGGAAGAGCGAGCAUUAAAUCAACAGAUCCUGAAACUGGCAUUGCAGGCAGCAUAGUCGAAAUCAGUGGAGGAAGCAGCAUACUAUCCCCGAGAAAUACAACUGACAUUUGGAAGACUCAACAUUGUAAGCAGGGAAAACAAAGCUGUGGACAGAGGAUAGGAUUCUCCUUUUCCUUUCCCAAGAAGGUUCCUGUCAAACUGGAAUCUUCGGCAGCUGUUUUCUGUGAGAACAGUGAAGAAGGACCAAAUAGAAAAAGCGUAAAUCAUAAGCGCAAAGUCAACUGCAACGCUUACAAUACUCCGAUGGGUUCAGGAACAGAAGCAGUUGUUGGUUUACAAGCGAAGACAGAGAAGGGUAAGAACCAGCAAGAAAUUAGUAUUGCCAGCAAUGGAAUGGAGUUGGUUAAAGAGUCACAGGAUUUAACUGUAAAAGCUCGCAGCCCUGCAGGAGAACCCUACUUGUAUUCCUAUUCAUCAGGGCUCCAAUGCAACAAUAAGCCAAAGCUUCCACUCUUAGCAUUUCUGCCACUGGCAGAACAAGGCCAACUCCACGAAAGUAUGAACAAGGAAGAAACCUCUUCAGAGAGCGACGUGAAAACAUCACAGUCCAAAUGCUUUGAUUCUGUCGAGGAGACAAAUGAAAUUUAUAAUAUCUUAAGUAAUGAAAGUUUAAAGUCGUUAGUAAAAGUCAAAGCGUGCAAACUCUCUCAAGAUGGUAAUGUCACUGAAGAGCUCCCUUGCAGCGUUUUCAAGUGUUGUUCUUUACAAGCGCAGACUGAAAACAUGGGCACAUCUUGUGCAUGCAAGAGACCCACCUCACCGUUCUUUCCAGUGCUGAGCAAAGAUGGGUCAACUGUCCUUCAAUGGCCCUCUGAGAUGUUGCUUUCUACCAAUACACAGCCCUCCAUAACAUAUUGCUGCAACCCUUUGUAUUUUGACUUCAGAUCACCCAGAACUAAAGAGGGCAUAGAGGAAGUUAUAUCUGAAGAAAGUGAGUUAAUGGAGUUCAAGACACCCGUUGAAGAUCUGAGCAGUCUUGAGGCUGGUGUUGAAAAGGAAUUUGCAUGCAGCCUUUUGGAUACCCCACAAGAUUGCUCCAAUUUUGAUGCAGAUGGCACUGUCACUGGGAAUGAAGUUGAUCAGACAGUUCAAAAGCACGACUGUGAAAGGACUCAGUUCAUUGCUAACACACUGAAAGCCCACUGUGAGGGAAGUAAUCUACAUGAGUCCAUACACCAAAUGUUAUCCUAUUGCAAAUCUAAAAAACACAAAAAGGCUUGCAGACAUUCAAACCGCAACCAUAGGAGAAAAGAGAUAGAAAAAGAAAGUCUUAAAAACUGGAAAGUGGGGAAUACACACUGUUGCAAAGAGCAAAACAUGAGAAAAGCAUCGCUUGAGUGGAAAAAUAGAGAAAAGGUAAAGGUAGAUGAAAAUUUUAGCAGCUCAGGGAUGAAUGAACUCUCUGAUGAAGAAAAUAUCACAGACGCGUCAAAAUGUCGACGUGGGCAAGAACAAACAAUGCAAAAAAUGUCAGUGAGUUGCACAGAGUACUUUGAAGUCCAGUGUGGUGAAAAUAAGGAGGUAACAGAAAAAUUGGAUAAAAAUCUGAAAAAGAUUGCCUGUGGCAAUCGAGCAAAAAGAGACACUUUGAAAAGUAAACACAGGCAAGUGGUACAUAGCAAGAAUUAUGAAACGAGGAAACAAAGAGAAAGUAUUGAGAAUGAUGGGGAACAUGAGAAUUCCUUUACAGACAGUGUGAGAAAGAUUUGUGGACAACAACACUGUUCACUGUCCAGGACUUCAAGAGACAUGCACUCAGCAUAUUCUCAGGCUUGUUCUUACAAAAGUCGGCAAAGAGGUCGAGAUAUUGGACCUGAUUCUUUAUCAGACACUGAUACAGACACCGGGCCAUACAAUGCUGAACGGCAGUCGGUAAAGAGAGGGUACUCCUCUCUGAAUGGCGAGACCAUAAUACCUCAUCACAAACACAAGCGACAUAGACAUUCCUCAUCAUCAAACAAAGAGCACAGACAAAGUCCGAAUUCCUGCUACCGAAGUUUCUAUUCAGAUUAUAUCCAGAGCUUGGGAAAAGAAUCGCCUCUCCCGAAAAAGGAACAAAGUCAUAGUAAUAAAUCAAAGACCAAAAUAUCGGCGAGAGAAAAGAGUAGGUGUUUGACACCGGAUGAGUUUCAGCAUUGCGACCCUUCAUGUCAAAAGAAGCUCCUUGGAGAUUCUGAACCAAAUGCUCAAAGGCAAGAUAAGAAUAUUAGAAACAUCUCUCAUACUCCUGUAGAGCAGACAGAGGAAGGUCACAGUUCAGUACACACACCGUCAACAGAAACAUUUGCAGAUGAUUACCAUUCAGAGAUAAGCAACCAUUUGCUGAAUUCGAAAAUGACAAUGAGUGGACAUGAAUGUGAUGAACGUACAAAUAAUCCCAAAUAUUCUUCUGAGGAUAUUUUAUUUCCUGGACUUUCAUUUGUGCUCCGUGAUGCUUCUGUUAAGCUGCACAGUGAAGAGGUAUCAACUGUGAAGACCCUACCACAGGGAGAUGCAAUUUAUCACAAGGAGAUGGACUCAUACAGCAAUAACGUUACAGAUGUGGAGACAUCACUAAAUGAAGUACAUGUCCGUCACUAUGAAACGCUGUCUGAAGAACGUGCGGGAAGAACGGAACGGCUUCGAGUUGCUCCGAAUGUUGUGCCCUCCAACAGCCACAGAGCUUCUCAGACUGAGGCACCGGAGAGCACUGAUUGUGAACAGCCACAGACUGAGCAAAUCCACAAAGCUUUUUCCCCACUCUCCCAGACAAUAUCAUUCACCCCAGAGGAAGCCGAGAAGUACAAGCAAUUGCAGAUUCAAGCGCAGCAGCACAUCGAGCAGCAGAGGCUAGUGAGCAAAGUGAAGGGUGCCUUGCCUGCUCCGGCCAUUACUGCAGCACUGGCCCCACAGCAGCCUAUACAUCUCCAGCAGUCUGUCACCACGGCAUCGAUUACAACCAUUCAUCACACGAUACUCCAGCGCCACGCUGCAGCGGCUGCUGGAUCAUUCAUUCAGCCUCACUCGCCGUCUCUCCCACACAUCCACGCUCUCCCAACCCACAUUUCACUAGCCCCUGGCCUCUAUCCAGGAGGUCAUCCAGCCUUUCUAGCAGCUCCUCAACUCCACAUUAUUCCUGCCAGAGUUCUGCAUCCAGAGCAUUUUGCCCUCCAUCCGUUGCCGAUUGCUAGAUUGUUUCCUCCGUUAGUUACCUUGCACUCUCCUGCUAUUCCUCUCCACCCUUUACUUCACCCUAGUUUCGCUGGUCAGGAUUUUCUGUACCUAACCGGUCAGAGCAAAUGAUGAAAUAAAUGUUUACUUGAAUAGCCUGGAAUCCAGGCCUGGCUUUCAAUAUGUCUGUAUAUAAUCGUAACCAAUAUCAAUUUGUGUAAGGGAUCUAUUUUGGGCG